Girardinichthys multiradiatus is the source of this 779-nucleotide messenger RNA. RefSeq names its product RNA polymerase II subunit D (gene polr2d). Gene Ontology annotation, biological process: mRNA export from nucleus in response to heat stress; positive regulation of translational initiation; transcription initiation at RNA polymerase II promoter. The transcript has 4 exons. Bases 225 to 659 code for a protein of 144 amino acids. Lineage: Eukaryota; Metazoa; Chordata; Actinopteri; Cyprinodontiformes; Goodeidae. Gene Ontology annotation, molecular function: nucleotide binding; translation initiation factor binding. Gene Ontology annotation, cellular component: RNA polymerase II, core complex; P-body. The record is from RefSeq and is a predicted model, not a curated record.
CAGUGCGUUAAACGCCGGAAACCAUCCAACCACCAGGGGGCAGCAGUUCAUGUUACAGGCAGCGGAAGGAAUAGCGGAUGUGUCUGUGUAAAAGCCUCAGCGCGACUUUGGUCCUUCGUCCGAACGGUUCCGCGAUUACCGGUACCAGAAAUCAACAGGUCUAACCAGGACCCAAAAAGAUUCCGAGAGAAUCACCGAGACUCCUCUCCGGCUGUGGUUCCGUCAUGGCAGCCGGAGGCGCUUCGGUUCCUCCGCAGCUCGGAGACGUAGAAGAAGACGCUUCUCAGCUGUUGUUUCCUAAAGAGUUUGAGAACGCGGAGACACUGCUCAACUCGGAGGUCCACAUGCUGUUGGAACACCGGAAGCAGCAGAACGAGAGCGCAGAAGAUGAGCAGGAGCUGUCUGAGGUCUUCAUGAAGACACUCAACUACACGGCCCGGUUCAGCCGCUUUAAGAACCGUGAGACCAUUACCGCCGUGCGAAGCCUUCUCCUGCAGAAGAAGCUCCAUAAGUUCGAGCUGGCCAGUUUGGCCAAUCUGUGUCCUGAAGCCGCCGAAGAGGCCAAGGCUCUGAUCCCCAGUUUGGAGGGUCGCUUUGAGGAUGAGGAGCUGCAGCAGAUCUUGGAUGAUAUCCAGACCAAGAGGAGCUUCCAGUACUGACCAGCUGACCCGAUCCGAUUACUGAUUACAUCAGGACCAUCUUGAGCUUUGAGUACUGAUCCGAUCUACCCCCUCUUAUCAUUCCUUCUACUGUAUUAAUAAAGUGUCGUCUGUUUUUUA